AUGCAACAAUUACAUUAUGAAUCAUUAUCAGAAUGCUAUUCUGGAUAUUCAUUUAUUCAAAGCGAUUUUUUAACUCCAAAUAUUUCAUCAUUACAAUCAACAACAGAUGAAGCUUAUGAAUCUGAACCAACAACAAGGACUUCAUCAGUAAAAAUAACAAAACAUAUUCAUCCUAAUCUUGAACAUGAAUUUGAAUAUCCAUCACCACCACCACCUGUACCUGAUCGACGUCUUAAACCAGAUUAUUUAAAAUCACCAACAAUAAAAUCUCGAUUAAUUCAACAAGAUAAUAUUGAUACAGUUGAAUAUAGUAUUAUUCAAAAACCAAAAUUAUUACCAUUAACAUCUAUUCAACAAUUAGUUAUUUCAACAUCAAAUAAUUCAAAUUUAUCAUCAACACAAAUAAUGAAUAGUCGACAUUAUUGUGGUUCAAUACCUGUAUCAAAUAAAUUAAUUCAAUCGUGUAUAGAUACAAUAACAAUAAAAUCAAAAGAGGAUUUAAAUGAUAAAAUAAAAGAUAAACGAAAUAGUCGAGUACUUAAUUGUUUACAUUCAUCAAAAAUUGAUGAUAACAAUAAUAAUAAUAAUAAUUAUAAACGAAAUACAAUUCCAAAAUCACCACCAUCAUCAUUGAAUAAAAUGAAAACGAAAAAACGAAAAUUAAUUACAGAUUUUGAUGAAGCAACUAAUGGUUUAGCUAUACUUUUACCAGCUUCAAAAGAUAAUUUGAAUGAUUUAACAAAUAAACAAAAUUCGAAUAGAACAUCAACACCAUUAACAACGAAACGAGUCAAUGGUAUGAUAAAAGAUCAACGUGUAAUAGAUAAUGUUAAAUCAGAUCGAUCUGUAUUUUAUGAAACAUCAGUCUAG
This is a messenger RNA of Rotaria sordida, 870 nucleotides long. The record is from the annotation of a GenBank genome assembly. Lineage: Eukaryota; Metazoa; Rotifera; Eurotatoria; Philodinida; Philodinidae.